UGCGCGGUGACGCAGCAUCAGCUGACUGCAGAGGAACUGCUGUUCGGUCGACCUUCGUAGAGCGGCUCUGCAGGUUCUGCUCCAGGUUCUAGCUCCGGUUCUCCGCGCUCCUUGUCCCCAGCAUGGCGAGUCAAUCCCACGGCAUCCAGCAGCUGCUGCAGGCCGAGAAGAGAGCGGCCGAGAAGGUGGCGGAAGCCCGCAAACGUAAAAAUCGGCGUCUGAAGCAGGCGAAGGAGGAGGCUCAGGCUGAGAUCGAACAGUACCGCCUGCAGAGGGAGAAGGAGUUUAAGACCAAAGAGGCUGCUGCUCUCGGUUCCCAUGGCAACAGCGCAGUGGAGGUGGACCGUGACACAGUAGAGCGGAUGGGGCGUAUCCAGGAGAGUUACCGCGGUAACCGGGAUGCGGUGCUGACCGAGCUGCUGCGGCGUAUCUGCGACAUUCAGCCAGAGUUUCACGCUAACUACCGCGUUGCUGGCUAAGGGGCGGGGCCAACAGUAUGACGGGGAGAGCGGGAAAACACAGGAGACACGGACACUAGCAACGUUAGCUUGGAUAACAGCUGAAACUGGAGAGCUUUUACCUUGAAGGCACAUGUUUCCUGUGUGUUCCUGCUGCGCUGGAAGACAACCGUCAGUUUUCAUUGUUGUGUCUGUGCUCACGUUUACAAAUUAUUUAUAUGUCAAAAUUAAAUGUUUGUUUCCUUAAAUUCUUCCUGAAUCUUAGAAAAUAAAAGCCUUUCUUGUUGAAAACCUUAAAAAAAA
Messenger RNA from Cololabis saira (Pacific saury), 761 nucleotides. It is a transcript of the gene atp6v1g1, whose product is annotated as ATPase H+ transporting V1 subunit G1. Gene Ontology annotation, cellular component: vacuolar proton-transporting V-type ATPase complex. Bases 123 to 479 code for a protein of 118 amino acids. Gene Ontology annotation, biological process: proton transmembrane transport. The record is from RefSeq and is a predicted model, not a curated record. The transcript is spliced from 3 exons. Lineage: Eukaryota; Metazoa; Chordata; Actinopteri; Beloniformes; Belonidae. Gene Ontology annotation, molecular function: proton-transporting ATPase activity, rotational mechanism.